AGGAACCUCGCACCAGUCCCUUCUCAGGCGGCACUCCGUCAAGGCGUUUCGAUGUUAUGAGCACAGCACUGCCCUCUUCACAAGACUUCCUUCAUAUUUCUCCCUCAGCACCUCGGACUGAAGCAGAAGCAGAGGGCCUCACCACCACCAGUGCGAAUAGCACCGCCAUAGCAGUGAGGGAAGACACACUGAGCGCGGAUGCAGAUCCCACCCUCAUACACCACACGCUCGACGAAACCACGCUCAGCUUAGAUGACAGCCAGACGUUUGCCCAGGAGAGUCUUUUGGGAAAGGGGGAGGAAGGUCUGACUAUGCCGCCUGCACGCGCGAAUCUGGAGCACGAGCUGAGGUUUGCUGGGGAGAGGUCAGAUGACGAGGACGGGCACGAGGAUGUGCUGGGUCUUGGUGGUGGCGAUGGUGGUGAAAACGUGGUGGUGAUGGACUCGCUUGGCUCAGCUGAAGUCCGCGCGCCUGGCGGUCGCAAAAGGUCGGCCAAUGCCAUCAACCUCGACGCGAAGCUGUCGCCACAGCCCUGGGAUCUGGUCGAGCCCCCGGCAGAUAAUUUGAGGACGAAUGACGAGUAUUAUCGCGGCAAAUUCAGCGCGAUGCAGAGUUCCCCGGGACUGAUCCCGCACUCCUCUUACUACUUUGGGCCGCCACCUCCGGACUCUGCGUACGGGACUGCGCCCGUGGGACAGAUUGGCGUGCAUCAUCCACGAGAAAUUCUGCGUGUGGAGCGUGAUUAUACUGGCGGCGAGCUGAUACAAUUUGCGCCUAUCUACCCGCUGGAACUAGAGGGCCGCAUCACGCCGACUCAGUUUCUCGAGAGCAUCAACGCAAUCAACGAGCAGCUCAUUACUGUGCACAGCCUGAGAUGGGCCUUUCUGGACAACGUGCUUGCUGUGAUCUCGCUUCAGCUUUCCCGACUCGUUAUUUCCUCGCAUUAUGAAAGAGAGAUGCGUCGGCUGCAAAGGAUCAUCGGUGAUCUGAACGCUCAUGUGUACAACCCUGCCGGAUUGAAUAUUCUUUGGCCGCGCAAAGUCGCGUUUCUAUUUAUGGAGAUUGAAUACUAUUGAUCGUAAUGGGUAUGUGCUAAUCCCGGUCCGGCCUAUGCAGCGCGAUCGCAAUUCUCUCCGGAAUAUUCCCUGAUCGAUCGGCGAGGCUCUUCUUUCGCGGAACCUCAAGAGUGGAUGCAGUGCCGGCGCCCACCUCUCAGGGCUGUUUAUUUGUCUUUUUUGUCUCAUAGAGUAGCUCAGCCUCCACUGUAUCGAGUCCAUGGGGAUGCGAGGCGAUGGAAUUUAAUGGAUCUUUGGCGCGAA
This is a messenger RNA of Mycena citricolor, 1319 nucleotides long. The record is from the annotation of a GenBank genome assembly. NCBI's taxonomy places the organism in Eukaryota, Fungi, Basidiomycota, Agaricomycetes, Agaricales, Mycenaceae.